Molecule: messenger RNA, 2268 nt
Organism: Rotaria sp. Silwood2
Lineage: Eukaryota; Metazoa; Rotifera; Eurotatoria; Philodinida; Philodinidae
Source: the annotation of a GenBank genome assembly
AUGUGUAAGGACAUUCAAGAUGUCGNAUUCCGUAGCUUGGAAGCUCCUGAAGGAAAAGGACCACGACCAUUAGAAAUAGUACCUGGUGUUGAUAUUCAACCAUUUGUUUCACCAGAUAAAUUCAGAAAACUGGAUCAUGUUGAACCAGUCGAAAGACCGGAAAGAGAGCUAUUGGAACCAAAACGAGCACCACGUGUCAUUGCACCAUUAGUUAAUUGUGACCUAGAAGAACUUAUGCCUGUAUUACUUACAACUACAAUUGAUGCUGGUGUCCCGAUGGCUACAUUCACUUGGUAUAAAAAUAACAAACCACUUCUUGAAGGCAAUCGAUUUACAACUAAAUAUCACAUUCUUACAAAAGUAUUAACAUUACAAGUACUCGCUGCUCGCCCUGAUGAUCAAGGAACCUAUACAGUUCGUGCAACAAAUCCAUCUGGUACUGAUGAAACAACAUGUAAACUAACAAUUCGACCAGUGGCCUCAAUUGAUACACGACCAUUUAUACAACCUGAAACUUUCGCACAAUUAGAGCUCAAACCUCCAGCUCCAACGAAAGAUGAUAUGGAACAUAUGGAAGCACCAAAGGUUGUUGUACCUCUAAAACCUGUACAAGUAAAGGAAGGAUCACCUGUUCUUCUUCAAGCAACUAUAACUGGAAAGCCAAGACCUACUUUUGUUUGGUUGAAGGAUAAUAAACCAUUGGCUGCAUCGAAUCGACUUCGUACACGUUAUGAUAUUCCUACAAAACAAGUUUUAUUACAAAUCGAUGACGUUCGUCCACAUGAUACUGGUGAAUAUUAUGUCAUUGCAACAAAUCCAGCUGGUCAAGAUUCAACAAUAUGUGCAGUAAAUGUUGUACCGGAUAAACCAGGUGUUGAUGACCGGGCUUUUAUUCCACAAGAUAAGUUCCGUAAUUUGGAUGCUCCUGAAGGAAAAGGACGACGACCAUUGGAAAUUAUCCCUGGUGUUGAUCUUCAACCAUUUGUUCCACCAGAGAAGUUCCGUAAAUUGGAUCAUGUUGAACCAGUGGAGAGACCGGAAAAAGAGCCAUUGGAACCAAAACGAGCACCACGUGUCAUUACACCAUUGAGUAAUUGUGAACUGGAAGAACUUUUCCCUGUACUACUUACAACUACAAUUGAUGCUGGUGUCCCAAUGGCUUCAUUCACAUGGUACAAAAAUAAUAAACCACUUCUUGAAGGCAAUCGAUUUACUACUAAGUAUGACAUUCUAACAAAAGUAUUAACAUUACAAGUACUUGCUGCUCGUCCUGAUGAUCAAGGAACCUAUACAGUUCGUGCAACAAAUCCAUCUGGUACUGAUGAAACCACAUGUAAACUAACAAUUCGACCAGUAGCCUCAAUCGAUACACGACCAUUUGUACAACCAGAACGUUUUGCACAAUUGGAACUUAAGCCUCCAGCUCCAACGAAAGAUGAUAUGCAACACAUGGAACCACCGAAAGUAAUUAUACCACUGAAGGGUGUACAGGUUGAUGAGGGAGUACCUGUUCUUCUUCAAGCAACUAUAACUGGAACACCAAGACCCAAGUUUGUUUGGUUGAAAGAUAAUGCACCAUUGGCUGCAUCAAAUCGUCUUCGUACACGUUAUGAUAUUCCUACAAAACAAGUUUUAUUACAAAUUGAUGAUGUUCGACCACUUGAUAUUGGUGAAUACCGUGUCAUUGCAACAAAUCCAGCUGGUGAAGAUUCAACAAUAUGUUCAUUAGGUGUUGUACCAGAUAAAACACGUGUUGAUGAACGACCUUUUGUACCAGCAGAUAAAUUCCGUAGCUUGGAAGCUCCUGAAGGAAAAGGACCACGACCAUUAGAAAUAGUACCUGGUGUUGAUAUUCAACCAUUUGUUUCACCAGAUAAAUUCAGAAAACUGGAUCAUGUUGAACCAUUGGCAAAAGAAAUCGAAGAAGUACCAGAACCAAAACGAGCACCACGUGUCAUUGUACCAUUAGUUAAUUGUGACCUAGAAGAACUCAUGCCUGUGAUACUGACAACUACAAUUGAUGCUGGUGUCCCAAUGGCUACAUUCACAUGGUACAAAAAUAAUAAACCACUUCUUGAAGGCAAUCGAUUUACUACUAAAUAUGACAUUCUUACAAAAGUAUUAACAUUACAAGUACUCGCUGCUCGUCCUGAUGAUCAAGGAACUUAUACAGUUCGUGCAACAAAUCCAUCUGGUAGUGAUGAAACUACAUGUAAACUAACAAUUCGACCAGUAGCCUCAAUUGAUACACGACCAUNGGUUUUGUAG